Penicillium expansum is the source of this 1818-nucleotide messenger RNA. RefSeq names its product fungal specific transcription factor domain-containing protein. Gene Ontology annotation, biological process: DNA-templated transcription. Gene Ontology annotation, molecular function: zinc ion binding; DNA binding. Bases 1 to 1818 code for a protein of 605 amino acids. Gene Ontology annotation, cellular component: nucleus. The record is from RefSeq and is a predicted model, not a curated record. The transcript has 5 exons. NCBI's taxonomy places the organism in Eukaryota, Fungi, Ascomycota, Eurotiomycetes, Eurotiales, Aspergillaceae.
AUGAGAGUAAAAGCUCUUCUGGUGCUCAUGGAGUUUCUGCCGCUGCGACUGGGCUGGCUGCGAGCAAUGGACUUCGCACCGGAGACCAAAAUCUCCAAGACAAAGAGUCACUGGGUUUCUAUAUUGGAGGAUAUCAAGGAAGUUCGAGAAAGUUUAUCAACCGUUGAUCCCUUCUCGCUCAGCGAGCCGACAAGCGAGGGUGGAAGUGGACAAUCAGACGUGAGCCUUCCUAUUGGACCUGAAGCAAAAUUAGACAUCAAGGAUAUUCUUGUCUCGCUACCUACUCGUCCUAUCUGUGAUAUGUUGGUCUCCCGAUAUUUCAAUGCUCCGUACAUGGUACUAGGUAUUUUGCACUCGGGAAAAUUUCAAGAUGAAUAUGAGGAAUUCUGGAAAGCACCACACAAAGCUCCCAUCCUUUGGGUUGCGCUUCUUUUUACUGUUUUGAGUGUAUCAGUUCAUUUCUGUAUGAAACUGAACGCAGACGCGGCUUUGAAUGGUACAAUUCCAUCGCCCGAAAUCUUUCAACAGAAGACAGCGCAGUGCCUUUUGCUAGGAAGAUAUAGAACAGCCAAUGCCUAUGCAUUAGAGGCAUUGAUUCUGUAUCUUCAGAGUGGCUUUUUGGGCGAUAUGAAAACCGGCUCCCGACAGUGGUUCGACAUGGGGAUCAUACUCAGGCUAGCAUUCCGCAUGGGCUACCACCGUGACCCCAGCACUUUCCCCGGAAAGACAACACCAUUUGAUAGUGAGAUGAGACGUCGAGUGUGGCUGAAUAUCUUCCAGUUGGAUGCACUCUUGAGUUUCCAGCUAGGCCUUCCAAGCAUGAUACCAGCUGAGUGUUGUGACACCCACCUUCCCAGGAACCUAUACGAGGCCGAUCUUCAUGUGGGGAUGCUAGCGUUGCCUCCAUCGCGGCCGACCUCGGAAUAUACCCCUUGCCUCUAUUCCAUCUCUAAGGCUGGUGUAAUGAGCAUCUUCAAAAAGAUCGUUGCACAUACGAUUUCGCUCGCAACACCAUCUUACAGCAGGACCAUCAAUUUGGAUGCAGAGAUGAGGGGCGCUUACAGUCUACUUCCUGAAUUCCUUAAACGAAGAGACACGAGUCAAUCUCUCAUGGAUUCAUCCGAAAUAAUCUUAAACCGAUGCAACAUCGAACUCAUGUACCUGAAAGGACUCGUCGUUCUGCACCGACGGUAUAUCCGAUACGAGGACCAAGACGCCAAAUUCGAGUCUUCGCGACGCUUCUGUGUAGAAGCAGCUCUUGAAAUCCUCGCCCGCCAAGCAGACUUACAUCAAGCAUUUCAACCUGGUGGCCGUCUACACGAAGACCAGUGGAUGCUUUCCUCAUUGACAAUUCACGAUUUCCUCUUAGCUGCAAUGGUAAUCUGUCUGGAUAUAUCCGUGCGCCUUGAAUCCCAUACGACGGCGUUUGUAGACGAGCGCGCAGACCAUGGCUUUGUUUCGAGAGAGAUUGUCGCACUGAAGACAUCCCAACGCAUUUGGGCGGCUAAUAGCCAUCGCUCGCCCGAAUCUCGCAUUGCGUCACUAACCUUGGACUUGAUGGCCCGGAAAGUGGCUGAGCGUCAGGCUACAUUCUCGUCCAAUGAGGCUGCGUUUAUGGAUAUUCCUCGAAUGAGCCCGGAGUUGCCCUACAUGGAGCCAAUGUCCGAAAUGAUUGAUGGGUCUGAGACUCUGGACUGGCUCUUGUUGGACCAGUAUUUCCAGAACUCUGGUCUCGAGGUGCCUCAGUUAGACUCUAAUGAGAUGGGUGGGUUGUUUACGGAUGUUCCUGGAGCACUUGACCCUUUCGCAUAUAAUUAG